UAUUAUUACUUUCAAGCUAGAGUUCUUAUACCCCAGCAAAGCUUUCGAUGCUGGGCAAGACCAGUCGUCCGAAACUUGCCUGCCAUCUUGCCACUCCUGCGCCUCGCUAUCACGACUACUUGGCGCGAUGAUGAUGUUGUAUACUAGGUUAAGAUAGAUAUCGAUCACCACUUGUCACGCUUUCAGUAGUCUUGAUGCACAGUUUGUCAGCCAUGCGAAGUUUGUUCGGGAGCCAGCUGCGGCUGCGCCUCAACGCAUGGAACAGGGCACGAUGUGCAGAUACUCUUAUCCUGGGCUGCCUUCUUAUCCUUGGGCCCCUUGCGUUGGGGCGCAACGCACAGCAGUCUGCGGGCGCCGAGGGGUCGGGCAGUUUAUUAUCGGGGCUCAAGACGCUAUUCAGUCUGAAUAACGGCCUGUGGAUCAAGAUUAUGUUCUAUUGCCAUGCGGCCCGGUUCCUUGCCUCAGUUUCACUUUCCGACUCAGCGUACUGGGGCUACGCAGCGCCGCUGGCCUCUUACCUCAUGCGGACCAUACCCUCCGCCUACCACCUGCUUCUGGGGCCGCGCCAUCAGCCCUCGCCUGUUGCUAGCAUCGUGGUGUUGCAGGCAAGCUGGCCCCGCACCCUAUUCUACAUCAUUUCGCUACAGAGAGUCAGCUUAUCGCUGGAGGCGGCGGCACUGGUGUUCCAUUUCCUGGCCAACUGCAUUCUGUGCGUCUGGUAUAGCAACCCCGACACGCAGGACGCCCCUCUGCAGGGCUUCCGCGCCGUGUGGCCGGUUCUUCAGGUGCUGCUGCUGGGAGCGGCCUCAUGGGCCUUCCACUUCAGUAAACGCGGGCAGCAGCAGAACCAGCAGCCGCCGCAGCGGACGCAGCACAAGGAUCAUCAGGCAGUUGCAGAGGCGCCCUCGUACUGCUGCUGCCUAUCAUUGCCGCGCAGCAGCAGUGAGAAGUGGGCUUCAGCAGCCGAGCAACACGACGACCAUGCUGCUGGCUCGUCGUGCGCGGCAGGUGCGUCUGGCCGGCAGCAGUCCUCAAGCAGCAUCGGUUCUUGGCCCGCCGGGGAAGCGGCUGCUGCUGCUGGGAGGGAAACGCCUGCUACUGCUGGUCACGCCAAAGCCUCAUCUGGAUGCAGCCCAGCGGCUAGCUGCCAGACGACGGCAGGGGCAGGGGCAGGGGCAGCUACAUCUGCGGAGUGGCUGCUGUCCCAGCCAUGGUUGGCGCAAACGCAGCAGCCACAGCCACAGCCGCAGCAGCAUUUGCAGACACAGGUCAAGUGGCCAGCCGCCGCCAGCACGGCUGCCACCUCUGCUGGCGGCGGCAGCUCCGUAGCCGCCCUGCAAGCGUUGCGGCAGCAGCUGCUGCAAGGCCGUGCUGCCGAGUACGCUGCCCUGCUGCUGCAGGCGCCGCCGCCGCCGUACCGCAGCCGCACGCGGCCCACAACCCAGUUCGCAAAGAUUCGCGGCAUGGAGCUGGAGGAGGUCGCACAGGACUGGCAGAAGCGGCUGCAGGAGCAUCUGGACAAGCAAGGCCUGAUGCUCACUGGGGCCUACAUCCGGCGUGGCUGCAUUGAGCUGGUGGUUGAGUUCGUGCGGCUUCCAACGGCCGCCGCUGGUGGUGCCAGCGGCACCGCUGCACGCGAGGGCGACGCAAAGCCGACUGCCCCGCUGAGCUUCGCGCAGCUGCAGCAGCUGUUACAGACGCUGCCGCAGCCGCUAGGCCCGCCUAGGGCUGAUGCGGGCGUGACUAUGGUUGCUGCACGGGAAACAGCAGUGGGCGCUGUUGUGGACGUGCUCAGACCAAUAGAGGUGCUGGGCUCGGCCGCGGUGGCGCCCGUAGUGCAGGCCCCGCUUCUGGCGGCCUGCACCUCAUUCCACGGACCUGUCGCUGGAGCGGCAUGCUGGGUGACGCCAGGUGGCCAGACGGCGGCAGUGUCACCACUUGGCACUGCGCUGCCGCCGCGCUUCCUGUCUCUGCACCCGCGCGUAGCUAUGCUACCGCCACCGCCUCAGCAGCCCCGUGCGCUUGGAGCAGCUCGGAAGCAGCAGGCUACGGCGGCUCGGCCGCUGCUGCUAACUCUGGAGCUCUGGUUUCCGCCGUCGUCUGCAGGGGCCAGCGCAGACGGCGGCGGCAGCAACAGGGCAGCCGCAGCGGUUGAGGUGCUGCUGCGGCACCGCCACCGCUACCUGCCUGCGACCGCGCGUCGGCUGCAAGAGGGAGGUGCGUCAAGGGCUGACGAGCCUGCGGCAGGGAUCGGAGCGGCAGCACCAGCGAGCCCCGGCGAGGGCUGCGUGGAACGCUACGAGGUGGAUGUGAGGCUGGGCGACGGCGAGUCGGCUGAUGCCGUGCUGGAGCCGGGGCUGCUGCAGGUGGACGUGCGCUGGGGAGGCCUUCCGUACAUGUCCCUGCCUGUGCUGCUGCUGCCGUCAGCCGCCGCAGCAGGCGGAGAUGCAGCAGUGGCGGCUGCCGCAGCCGGCCUCGCUGCGGUGGACCUGGCGGCGGUGGGCGAGGAGCUCCAGCGCUUCUGUGACUGGUUUGGCUGCCGCGGAGAGGCCGGCAGUGACGUAGAGGCGGGCGCAGAGGGCACGGCUACCCGGGAAGUAGACAUGGAUGAGGAUCAAGAGGACGACGCCGAUGAACAGGACUGGUCCGGGUCUCUGCUGUACGACAUUAGCCUUGUGCUGUUCGGCGAAAACUGCAUGGCCGUUGCCGCCGGCAAUACUGACCUCGGCGACGGUAGCAGCGGUUGUGGGCGCAGUGGAGGCAGCGGGGGUGGCACCCCGCGCGCGCACCUGCUGGCGCAGCGCUUGGUUGGCAGGGUGGUGUUAGCCCGGGACCUGUUGCAGUAUGCGGAAGCCAACGCUAUGCCGCACCUGGCAGGUCUGGUGGCAGGGCAGCUGGUCACACUGCAGGAGCAGCUGGCGGCGGCGGGCGGCGGCGGCAGUCUCAGCAGCAGCGGCCUCGGCAGUCAAGCCGCGGUCGGGAGUGCUGGCGCCAGCAGCGAUGGAGCCAGCGGUGAGGCCAGCCGGGGCGCCAGGGGUGCCGGCCUGGCCCCGGUGGCGGCAGCUGAUGCACCGCCAGCCGGGGGCAGCGGCAGUGGAGCAGGGUCUGGACCGCAGCCCGGCAAUGCCUGCGUCGUCUCCGGAGGUGGAAGCAAGGACCAUGGAGCCCACAUGGCAGCUUGCUGCUGUGACACGUCCCCUGACUGCGACGGCGGCAGCGGCUCCACGUCUUGCGGCGGUCGCGAUGAACCAGUGACGACGUCGCUGCGCUCAAACCCGGCGCCUGUACGCGCCGUCGCCUGGCGCGCUCUGCUGCUGUUUGCAGGCAUGGGGCGGGAGGCGCCAGAGGAGGCGGCGGCGUUUUGCGAGGCGCGCACAGCCUGGAACCUGCGCAACGCGCCGCUCAUCGAGGUUUUCGAGCUGCUGACGUGCUUGUCGAUGCUUGCACGCUACUAUGUCCCUGUCGCCAUCGGCCCGCAAGCCCCCGAGACCUUCACCGGCACGGUCACCUUCAUCGGGCUUGUGCGCAGCGGUGCCGCAUUGAUUGUGUUCACCGCGCCCCUGCUGCUGGCGGCGUGGGUGGUUAUGCCGCUGGUGCUGGCCGUGCUUGGCGUGCCGCGUGAGGGGCGCGUGCGGGCGGCCGCACAGGUGCAGCAGCUGCGGCAGUGGGUACGCGCUGGGCCCGCCAUCUGGCUCCGAUAUGCGGCUUCGGUGGCCAGCAAGGCCCUGAUGCUGGCGCUGCGUGUGUCGCCGCCGCCCAUGUGGCGAGCCUACUCGGUCGGGCUGGGGAUGGUGGCGGCCGAUGGCUUGUUGCUGCCCGUGGCGUGUCUGGUGAGGGCUUGUGCCUCGGGUCUGGGUGUACAGUAAGUUAGAAGGGUCCGCGGCCAUUCGGCACAUGUUUAGUGGUUCCCACAUAUGUGUCACUACUUCUUUUAGGCCACCGAAUUGAAGAGCUGGGCGCGUGGGCCUGGGGCCUUGCGGCCAAUGGCUGGAGGCUCCGCAGCGUUUAACUUCCGGUCCGUUAUUUUCCUUCCCCGUGUACCCUGUCCCCGUUCCCGCAACUACCGCCCCUUCCGGCGCUGCUGCUGUCUGCUGUACGCAUGCCGGUGCUUGCCACGUACCUUGCGUCACCCUACUCGGGCCUCGAGCUGCCCGUGAGCAGCAGUGGCACCAGCUACAGCGGCAGUACAAUGCCUCUCGAUGCGCUGACAUGCGGGGCGUCUGGCGAUGCGUCGUGGGCCCGCACCGCGUAUGCGGCGUGGCUGGCGGUGCGGCUGGAGGCGGUGGCGCUGGCGGCCACGUGGGCGUGCCACGUGUGCCUGCGGCGACUGCCCAUCCCGCCGCAUGCACACCGCCGCAUGCAACCUAGCCAGUAAUGGGCAGCGUGCCUUCAUGGUCUGUGUACGGUACAGGCUGUGCAUAUGUACGUGUGUGAAGACAGUGUCAAGUUGUCGCACUGGGUGCUGGCCAGUAUGCCGUACCAAUUAGCUUUGCUGGUAUGCUUGAAAUUCCCGUCCUGUGAUGCGGCUGUUUUGAGACUCCUGGAUACCACUGCAUAUUGUUGAAGCAGUUUGAAGCGCACAUUGCCGGUCUACUGAUGGAGAGAAGGACACUAUGGGCUCAUGCACCUGCCGUCAUUUAUGAUUUCCCUGCUACUGGAUACUGCGUGUGAUACACAUGUCGCUUAGCAGGCUAGUGUGUACGGCCGCUCAGAUAAAAGCACACCGUUUCUCAAGCCGAGCAGAGCCAGUGUACGUAACACUGAAGGGGGGGCGAUUCAUGUAUGCUGACCCAGCCUUGAACGUACUACUGCAAUGCGAAUGAUGAUGUCGAAAUCGGAGCGCUCGCUGUCCGAAUUUGCAUUGCACGCGCAAUGUGUAUCUGAUUGCGUCCAGGGUGCGUUCCCGGUUCCGUGCCGAUCACUGUGCAAUCACCGAAGCGCUGAAUAUACUUGUUGCGUUGUUCCAUUACAUGAUAACUGGAGGUGGCUCUGAGGUAUCUCUAUCUGAAGACGUUGCGUAUUUUGUUGGCACAUACCGUACGGGGUACAUUGGGAUGCAUGCUGCUGGGGCUCCCUGCGCUUACCGCUCCUUCGUUCUUAACGCCCCGACGCGCACUGCACACAAGUCCCAUACACCCCGGGUGGCUCCCGACGUGCGCCCGGAACCUACCUAAAACUUGUUGCAGGGUUCAAGCACUGCGUUGUCGUGAUGUCCAGCAAAUCUGUGUUGUCGUGAUGUCCAGCAAAUCUGCAAAUGUUUAUCAUGCCAUCGAUCAGUGAAAUCCUUAACGGCGUCUGCAUGUCUGUGCCGUGCCUUUCUAUGGCGGGACGGGCGGGUCGGCAAGCUUUGGACUGCUAGCCGUGUAUGUUGUGACCUAAAUGUGGUGCGACAGCGCGUUUAUGUCGCGAUAAAAACGGUAUGGUCCAUCUGUUGCAUACACCUGCAAGCCCUUGCGUGGCCACCGCGGCGGCUGGUUGGCCGGACGGAGUCCUUGAGGGGAUGCGUUGCCCUAUCAUCUUAGCUAUUGCGUUGCAUGUGAGCGCAUGGGGCCGGAUUGGUGGGUGUUUAAUUUUGAUCAGGAACGCUCUAAUGACGUUGUGAAGGGCGCGGCAACGAGAGAGCUGUGACGCAGAGCUCGCAGUCAAGUUUCCCCGAAUGCGUGGCAUCAGACGUACGGUAUGCGCGUGCGGUGGUUGGGUUGGGCCGUGGGAGUACGUGUUAAUUUUCCGUGGGUGUUGGAAGUUUGAGACCGUGUUCCCGGCAGUGAUGCGCGAGUCGCAACAGCGCAACCCGGUCCAACGGACUGAGAUUCGGAGCGCUGUGGGCGAGGGGGGGACCGAGUCUCGCCAGGCCACCCUUGGAUUGAGCGAAGAGCAGAUGGAAGUAUGAAGCUGAACAGACCACGAAGUGUCAUAAUGGAAGGUUCAGGCAGGUUGGCGAGGUCCCGUAGGGUGCAGCUGACGCCCAUACCCCAAGCAGACAGCAAACAGUUUGCAGCGGCAGACGGGCAGAGCAGAAGUGCAUGGCUGGUCGAACGCCGGAGUUACUGUACCGACAAGUUGCUGGCUGGCUGGAAGUUUGCUGAUGCGCAUGUUCGGUAUGGCGGGAGGAGCGUCCUAUGGGAGCAAGCCUACUAGAGCUAGAGUAGGCCGACGGCGUUGCAGGCGGCACGCCCCUGGGGUCCAGAGCAGGGUGUUCGUUCUCCACGUCACUGGCUCGUGAACUGCGUCAGCAGGUCCCUCUUGUAACCAAUGCAAUCU
Chlamydomonas reinhardtii is the source of this 6261-nucleotide messenger RNA. RefSeq lists its product as uncharacterized. Lineage: Eukaryota; Viridiplantae; Chlorophyta; Chlorophyceae; Chlamydomonadales; Chlamydomonadaceae. The coding region runs from base 429 to 3866 and encodes 1145 amino acids. The transcript has 7 exons. The record is from RefSeq and is a predicted model, not a curated record.